AUGCCUCCACAUUGUUCUGAAGUCGGCCUCUCAAGGCCCAGCUCCGGCCUCCCGGCGGCCUCUCCAGGUACAACUCAGGGCCUCAAGUGGGCCCCUCCAGGGCCAGCUCCUGCCUCCCGGCUGCCUGUAGAGGCCCAGCCUCUGUCUCCCUCGUGGCGGCCUCUCCAGGCCCAGCCCUUCCCCUUCCUCCUGCCUGUGACGACAGGCCCGAUGCCUGCAUCGCAACAAGAAACUUCUGUGGCCUCAGCUCCUGCCGAGCUCCCGCCAGCCUUUGUAGACCCAAACCUUUCUCCAGCCAGACUCUGUAGGCCCACCUUCUGCCUCACGGUGGCCUGCACAGACCCAGCUCUGCCUGGAGAACAGCUUCUGCAGGCCCCGCGCUUGCCUCCCAGGGGCCUCUCCAGUCCCAGCUCUCACCUCACGGCGGCUUCCUGGGGCCAGGUUCCUGCCUGCCUGCCUCCUGGCAUCCUUGACAAGCCCAGCUCCUCCUGCACCAUGGCCUGUUUUGGCCGAAUUGAUGCCUCUUGCGGCCUGCCCAGGUGUGUGAGCUCCUGCCUCACACUGGCCUCUCUAGGCCUACGUCUCCCUCAUGCCAGUCUGUUGGGGCCUAGCUCAUGCCUCUCUUGGCCUCUCCAGGCCAAGCCCCUGCCUGUGGGCAGCCUCUCCAGGUCCAGCCUCUACCUCGCAGUGGGCCCUCUCCGGGUCUGCCUCUUACCUCACAGUGGCCCUAUAGGGCCACGCUCCUGCCCUUCUGUGGCAUCUGAAGGCCCAGCUACUGCCUCCAAGUGGCCUCCGUAG
Molecule: messenger RNA, 798 nt
Organism: Cercocebus atys (sooty mangabey)
Lineage: Eukaryota; Metazoa; Chordata; Mammalia; Primates; Cercopithecidae
Source: RefSeq, a predicted model, not a curated record